This is a messenger RNA of Toxotes jaculatrix (banded archerfish), 2817 nucleotides long. RefSeq names its product PHD finger protein 24 (gene phf24). The record is from RefSeq and is a predicted model, not a curated record. The coding region runs from base 90 to 1358 and encodes 422 amino acids. Gene Ontology annotation, molecular function: calcium ion binding. The transcript is spliced from 9 exons. NCBI's taxonomy places the organism in Eukaryota, Metazoa, Chordata, Actinopteri, Toxotidae.
UGAACCAGAAAAAGGAUAAAGUCCUCUCCUUCCCCCCCACCCCUUCUCUUAAUAAGUCGCGGUGAACACCAGCCUUUACCCUUUACGCCAUGGGAGUGCUCAUGUCAAAGAAGCAGCAGGUGGAGAAGGUGCAGAAAUGCACUGCCGUCGUCUCUGCCUUCCAGUCUGGCCUUAAAGAUCGUGCUGCUGCAGCCAAACAGACAGAAGUAGAAGUAGAGGAAGGCGACGGACCCGCCAAAACUGCAGCCAAUCCUGAAGAGAAGAGUAAAGAAGAGGCAGAGAAAGAGGAAACAGACAAUAGCGCGGGUCCGUCGACCUCCCAGCAGGCCUCAGCUCCAACGAGGGACGAAUGUAAGGUCAACCAGGAGGCUUGGUCGAGGUUACGGGAUGGGAAGGGAGUGGAGCCUGAAGAUCUCGAAAAGACCCAUCAGCUCACACCGCCUGCUUUUGUGCGGCCCAAAAGGGAAGCUGAUGACGACCAGCCUGUAGAAGUGGAGCUGGAAAAGAAAGAGCAGCCACCGAGUGAUGAGAUGUGUGAUGUGUGUGAGGUGUGGACGGCCGAUGACCUGUACCCCUGCAGGAUCUGCACGCGGGUGUUUCACGACGGCUGCCUGAGGGAGUUGGGCUACCUGCGUGCCGAGGCCUUGCAGGAGAUGAGAGAUACAGCCCACACUGUUACUGGCUGGAGCUGCUACUAUUGUGAUAAUCUGAAUCUGCUGCUAACAGAGGAAGAGAUGUACAGCCUCAUGGAGACCUUUAAGCAGUGCAAGAUCAUCCCAGAGUCAUGCCUGGUGUCAGAUGAGCUGCUGCAGUACCGCCACUUUGUAUCCAAGCAGCAGUUUGAUAAGGACCUGACUGAUGAACAAGAGGAGGAAGUCCUGGCCCAGUUUGCAGCGCUGGAUCCUGAGAAGAAGGGUCACAUUGAAUGGUCGGACUUCCUCUACUUUGAGUCACUGGCGAUGUUGAGGAAGUUUCGCACAGAGAACUCACUGGUGCGCCUGAUGACUGCCAAAGAGAGAGACAAAGCUCGGUCAGUGUUUCUGGGUCUGGAUCUGGAUAAAGACGGCAUGAUCACAAGAGCAGAAUGCCGCCAAGCCCAGCAGUCCUGGUUCCACAGUCUCAACAAAGACUCGCAAUCCUGCAAUGUGAGACUCAUGGGACUCUGCUCUCCUAUGAAUUGUGGUAUAAGUCAAGUUGGUCCCAUAUGUGAGAGCAGUCCUGGCAGCUCUGGAAGCGAAAGGAGCAAGACUGGUGACAGCAGGCCAGUGACCUGGGCGGACUUUUUAAAGGAGAGUGCCAUCUACAUUUUGGCUGCACGGCCCAAUAGUUCCGCCAUGCACAUCCAUCUGCCUCUAUAGUCCAGGACCCUCCAUUGCACCCAAGCAGAGAGAGAGAGAGGGAGAGAGAGAGAGAGAGAGAGAGAGAGAGAGAGAGAGAGAGAGAGAGAGAGAGAGGGUAUACCCCAUAGUCUACAGAUGAGCGGAGUAAGGUAGACAUGAUGACACAAUGACAUGAGGAAGACAACUGAGUGAACUGGAGGAAGCACUGAGACACAGCAGAUCAAGCCAUCGACAGAAUCUCUCCUCCUCUGCGCCACCUCAAUCCCCAACACUGACAGCACACAUGCCGACUGACACACCGACGACUGCAAGUGAUAGCAGCUGUCACAGGUCCCAACUCCAAAACCUGACAGCUUUCCAACAAAUGUGAGAGAUAGGACGAGAAAGACAACCACCCACUCAUGACUAGUCAGUCAGUCAGCGGUAUUUCUGAAAGUUUGAGUGAAGAGAUCAUACACACAAGCAGACAAGCUCCUAGGGUGCUCACACUCUUUCAAAUGACAAAUCCUACACUCUACGGCCAUCCAGCUACACAACGCACCUCUGCGUGGGGGAACAUUAAUUUGACAGGCUGUUGCUCUUUCAAGUAUUCAUUCCUCUGGGCCUCAUCAUGCCCUAAUAAUAACUCCAUGCUACUGUAAUGGGAUUGUGUUAUUCACCAUCAAUAUUGUUAAUCACUCUGCACAGAGGCACGUGCAAAUUCAUUACUGGUACUGUCUGAGACGUGGAUACACUUCUGGGAGUAGAUUAACCCUGCAGCUGCCAUUUGCAUAUACCAAAACAGAAAUGAUAGCUAUCCGCAUACAUAUUAAAUCAGAACUGCUAUACAUACAACAGUAUAAAUUAUUAUUAUGCAGUAAAAAUCUGUAUUUAUUCCUGUAUCCUCUGAUGUAUCCUCUGUUCUUUUCCCCAUUCCCAUACCUAGAAUCUAUGUUCUCCUUAAACACUACAUGUGAAAAAGAAUGUGAAGUGAACAUAUAUGAAAGCUAAACCAGUCAGUGACUUGUAUAUACUGCCAUAUAGUACAUAUUCCUGUUGUGCUCUCAGAGCUGCACUACGACAAGGUGGAAACAUCUGCCCUCCUGUUCUGGUGUCAUUAUUUGCACUGUGGGAAUGAGAUGUAGUUGGACCACCGAGUGACAUAAUCAUGUAAUGAAAUACUGAAAGACAAUGAGAGAUCUGGGGCAAACAUUUGUCCUUUGUUGAUAUGCAGAAGCACUGUUUAAAACUUGACACGGAAGACGUGGUGGGAAUUCUAUAAGGUUACAGGUUACACAACAACUUAAAUGCACAUGAAACUGCCCCUUGAGUCACUGGAAACAUACUUGUAACAGAUAGAACUUCAUGUAGUGUUUAUGCCAUGUAAUGACGGUUCUAUGCCAGGUCCUUUUAGUGAAUAAAGUAUGGCUCUGAUGUGAAUGUUGAUAGUUUGAGGGAUUUGUCACAGUGCUGAAAUAAACGCAUGGCAUUUACUCUC